AUGGGGGACAGCAUAAAUUUCACAUCUGCCAACGAUUCGGACAAUGCAAUAAAAUCGACAGAAUGGACGGACGACUUCGUUCUGGCUGUGAAGGCAACAAUCAUGGGCUCAAUCAUCAUCGCUUCCAUUUUCGGUAACCUUUUGGUUAUCGUGUCUGUAAUGAGACACAGAAAGCUGCGCGUCAUCACUAAUUACUAUGUAAUAUCAUUAGCUUUAGCGGACAUGCUGGUUGCUAUGUUCGCGAUGACUUUUAAUGCCAGUGUACAAAUCUAUGAUGAAUGGAAGUUCGGGUACUUUAUGUGCGAUGUUUGGAACUCUUUAGAUGUCUAUUUUUCAACGUCUUCAAUCCUGCAUCUGUGCUGCAUCAGUGUCGAUCGAUAUUACGCUAUAGUGAAACCCCUAAAAUAUCCUUUAACAAUGACUAAAAACGUUGUGGCGUUCAUGAUCUUAAAUACUUGGAUCAGCCCCGCUAUCAUAAGCUUCCUUCCAAUAUUUAAAGGUUGGUAUACCACGCCGGAGAACCAAGCUUUCAGAAAUCGUCAUCCGGAUAUAUGUGAAUUUAUUGUAAAUAAACCGUACGCUGUUAUCAGCAGCAGUAUAUCCUUCUGGAUCCCGUGUUCAAUCAUGAUCUUUAUGUAUCUAGCGAUAUUUAGAGAAGCCAACAGACAGGAGCGCGAGAUGUUCAACAGGCAUGGCGCUGCCUUGCUGCUGCAUCAAAACAACACCAACGGUGAUAUGUUAUCCAAUUCGGGUGGAUCCUCAAAGACUCUAACGGCUCAUGAUAUUAACCAGGAUCUACACCAUACCCCGACAAAAGAAAGAAACCUUUCGAAAAUGAAGCGUGAACAUAAAGCGGCUAGGACUUUGGGGAUAAUCAUGGGAACUUUCAUCCUGUGUUGGUUACCGUUUUUUCUGUGGUACGAUAUAGUGUAUCUCUGUGAUUCUUGUCGCGAAAACUGUCCUAAAGAAGUGGUAGCCGUGAUGUUCUGGAUCGGCUACUUUAACUCUACAUUAAACCCCAUCAUCUACGCCUACUUCAAUCGAGACUUCCGAGAGGCUUUCAAGAACACCUUGCAGUGCGCGUUUUGCAGCCUCUGCAAGAGGCCGCCGUCUGAUUUGGAUUACAUAGAUCCGAGAAGACCUUCCAUUAGAUAUGAAGACAGAACGAGAAGCGUGUACUCGGAAACCUAUCUGAAGCACGUCGAUCGGAGGUGUUCUGAAUUCGGAUCAAGUCUGUUGCUAGUGCUAAAUAGGUAA
Molecule: messenger RNA, 1257 nt
Organism: Psylliodes chrysocephalus
Lineage: Eukaryota; Metazoa; Arthropoda; Insecta; Coleoptera; Chrysomelidae
Source: the annotation of a GenBank genome assembly